GUCCCUCUCCCACUCUCGGGGACUGUUUGGGCCGCUAUUGUUGUUGUAACGUGAUUGUCGCCUGUUUUUCCAAUUCUGCUGCCGUCUCUCACCUGUCCACAUCUCCGUUGUUGUCAUUGUUGUCAUUGUCGCUGCCACCCACUCAAUUCCCCCGCUCCCCGAUGCACCCACCACCCGGUUCGCAAUUCAAUCAAUUCAUUUUUUCUAACAACCUGGCCCGAUAACUGCUUGUUUAGUCGUGUUCCGAACUUCCGACGCAGCAAUCAGAAAGUUACUCCGCGCGAUCCCAGAUCUCGUGCUCGUGCUCGUGCUCCGGAUAAAGUGUCCAAAGCAAUAGUGUGGUCCAAUAGCAUCUCUUGUUGGCCGAUGGCAGUCAGUCAAAUAGCAGCGCAUAGUCUGGGCCACGUUAUUGAUUUUCUAACGAGCUGAAGAAACUAGCCCACAAUUCUUCGGAAUUUUUCGUUAGGCGGCGUCGGGCAUUCCAAGAGUCUGUCCGUCGGUUCUGCUGAAAGAAUUCUCCCGUCUUCUUUCAAUGCCCCUUACAGUGGAAACUGGUUAAGACAUUCGCCGACCGAACGCUUUUUAGACGCUCGAGAGUACUACAAACAGAUAGCGUUGCUGACAAUGAAAAUAGCCACUAGGUGCCGCGGAACUGGGCGAUCUCCCCGGCUUUAAUCCCGGAACCACUCGCUUCGCAAAGCUCCACCGCCGAUCUAAGCGCACGUACCAUGUGCGGAGAGGUAUUUGUGGCAGGCGAACUUUAGUAUUCAUGCUGCCACCUCGUUCGUGACCGAGCAGGUAGAACGAGCUCCCAACCUGCCCAGAAUCGAUUGGCGUGCAUCCCGAACGCAGAGUGGCGAGAGGGUCGGAAGGUAUCUACUCCCGCGCUAAUAAUAAGAAUUCGUCCCAUCGCCGUCGUUUUCUCUGUUUCACCAAAAUGAUAGUCAUCAAUGCCUCUGACACGGGCCUAACCCUCACACCCGAAAUGCUGUUAUCCACCUCGGAAUCAUCGACCCACAGUGCCUCCGAGGUCGCCGGACGACUACAGGUUGACGUGCGUACCGGCCUCAAAUGGACAGAGGCGAAGUAUCGAGCCAAGAUCAUAGGGCAUAACGAGCUGCUGCUCGUGGCGGAGGAUCCCACAUGGAAGAAGUACAUUGAGCAGUUCAAGAACCCGCUCAUUCUGCUGCUUCUCGGUUCUGCCCUGGUGUCCGUGAUAAUGAAGCAGUUUGACGACGCCGUGAGCAUAACCAUUGCCAUCCUAAUCGUGGUCACGGUGGCGUUUAUCCAGGAGUACCGCUCGGAGAAGAGUCUGGAGGAGCUAAAGAAGCUGGUGCCACCUGAAUGCCACUGCCUACGGGAAGGUCGUCUGGACACCUUCCUGGCACGCGAGCUGGUUCCCGGGGAUAUAGUCCACCUCAACGUAGGCGACCGGGUGCCCGCCGACGUGCGCCUUUUCGAAGCUGUGGACCUGUCCAUCGACGAGAGCAGUUUCACUGGCGAAACAGAGCCGGCGCGUAAAAUUACUGAUGUCCUGUUGAACAAUACGAACGUGAAGGACCACAGCAACAUGAAGAACAUCGCCUUCAUGGGCACUCUGGUGCGAUGUGGCAACGGCAAGGGCAUAGUUGUCAGCACUGGGGAGCGCAGUGAGUUCGGUGAGGUCUUCAAAAUGAUGCAGGCAGAGGAGGCUCCGAAGACGCCUCUGCAGAAGUCGAUGGACAUACUGGGCGCUCAGUUGAGCUUCUACUCCUUUCUAAUUAUCGGUGUCAUCAUGCUCCUGGGCUGGCUACAAGGCAAGCCGCUCUCGGAAAUGUUCAACAUCAGUGUCUCACUGGCCGUUGCGGCCAUCCCCGAGGGCCUUCCUAUCGUGGUAACUGUGACUCUAGCACUUGGCGUAAUGCGGAUGGCCAAACGAAAUUCCAUCGUUAAGAAGCUGCCUACUGUUGAGACUUUGGGCUGCGUGAACGUUAUCUGCUCUGACAAGACGGGCACUUUGACCAAGAACGAGAUGACGGCCACGAUCAUCAUCACUUCCGACGGAUACAUGGCGGACGUGACCGGUGCCGGUUACAAUGAUCAGGGUGAAAUCCACAUACGGCAUUGCAACAAUGUGGAUAUAGCCAAGACCAACAUUACGAACCUUCUGGAAAUCGGGGCGGUCUGCAACAACGCCUACAUUCAAAAUGGCACCCUACUAGGACAGCCCACUGAGGGAGCCCUUGUGGCGGUAGCCAUGAAGAACGGAAUGUAUGCCACAGCUGAGAACUACGUUCGCAUCCAGGAAUAUCCCUUCAGCUCGGAGCAGAAGAUGAUGGCUGUGAAGUGCAUCCACAAGUAUAACAACAACAAGGAAGAGAUUUUCUUCGCGAAGGGGGCUCUCGAGACCCUGUUGCCGCAGUGCACCAAGUAUCAGUUCGGCACCCAGACGGUGCCACUAACCAAGCAGAACGAGGCCGAGUUCCUAGCCGAGGCGUACGACAUCGGGCGCAAGGGCCUUCGCGUGUUGGCGCUGGCCAAGGGCCGGUCCAUGCAGGAUCUGAUCUACUGCGGCCUGGUCGGCAUCACUGAUCCACCGAGGCCCCUUGUGCGGGAGUCCAUUGAAAUGCUGAUGCAGAGCGGAGUGCGUGUGAAAAUGGUGACUGGAGAUGCCCAGGAAACGGCCUUGGCCAUUGCGAAUCUCAUCGGUAUCGAUACAAUCCACCACCAGACGCUUUCCGGUCAGGAAAUGGAUCAAAUGAACGAGCACCAACUGGACAAGGUAGCCAACAACGUGAGCGUCUUCUACCGCGUAUCGCCACGCCACAAACUGGAGAUAGUCAAGUCCUUGCAGCGCAGUGGCAACAUAGUCGGCAUGACUGGCGACGGAGUGAACGACGGGGUGGCUCUGAAGAAGGCGGACAUCGGCAUAGCCAUGGGCAAGAACGGGACGGAUGUGUGUAAAGAGGCGGCUGAUAUGAUUCUGGUCAAUGACGAUUUCCACACCAUAAUCGCCGCCAUCGAGGAGGGCAAGGGCAUCUUCUACAACAUUCGAAACUUCGUGCGCUUUCAGCUAAGCACAUCAAUCGCUGCCCUGGCCCUGAUUGCCCUGGCUACUCUGAUGGACAUUGCCAACCCGCUGAAUGCAAUGCAGAUUUUGUGGAUCAACAUCAUAAUGGACGGUCCGCCCGCACAGUCUCUGGGUGUGGAGCCCGUCGACCACGAUGUCCUCAAACAAAAGCCGCGGAACGUGAAACAGCCGAUGAUCACAAAGUCUGUGGUGGUGAACGUUCUGCUUAGUGCCAGCAUAAUUGUACUGGGCACGCUGUGGGUGUUCCAGCGCGAGAUGGCCGACGGGACGCUGGGAAAGACCAAACGGGACACAACAAUGACCUUCACUUGCUUCGUGUUUUUCGACAUGUUUAAUGCCCUGUCUUGCCGCUCGCAGACAAAAAGUGUAUUCACCAUCGGACUCACUACCAAUCGGAUGUUCUUGCUGGCCGUCGCCUUCUCGAUCAUUGGUCAAAUGCUGGUUGUCUACUUUCCGCCGCUGCAAAUGGUUUUCCAGACGGAAGCACUUACGCCUUAUGACAUAUUCUUCCUGGUCUCCCUAACCUCCUCCGUGCUGGUUGUUUCAGAGAUAAAAAAAUGGUUCGAGCGUACCAUGGAGCGCAAGAUGUACAGCACCCGCUCCGAGCUGGAUUUUGUAUGACAAAACGCAAGCGCUAGAGAAGAUUUGCACCCCAAAGCCGAGUAAAUUAAAUAACUAACAAAAAAAUCCAUAAAAAAAGUAAAACUAUGCCAAAACAAGCGAGGAGCGCGGCGAAGUAUAGUCAGAGAGCUGCAAAAGCCGAAACAAGAGCAAUGGAGCAAGGAUGUGUGUGUUUAAUUUUACAUUUGACUUGACCAGUUAAGAAACAUUUAAUUGUCAUUGUGGGUUUUCAACCAGAUUGCGCAGCAGGGAUUUUCAUAGAUUUAAACUAAGUUUCCAGGUUUGUUCUGAGGUCUCUGUAAUUUUUGCAUUGUUUUAUAAGUGGCAAAGAGUUUGGUUUAAUUUUGAUGUGUUUAUUAUGUAUGCAGCAGUACUAUUCUUUUUUGUGAUCCAUUUAUUCACACAUGCUCACGUAUUUAAAAGAAAGCAUGCAAUUAUUACAAUUAUACAUAUUACGCAUACAAUUUAUUUGUUCUCCAAUAGGCUGCAAAACAACUUUUUCUUUACCCUUUAAUUUCCAUUUUAUCUCCAAAUGCUUCUCUAGUUUCUAAUGCUCAACGCGCAAUUUGUGUCAAUACGAAGUGUUUAAUAAUCUAUAAAGGUCGGCAAAAACAGUUUAAUGUGAUAUUAUUUUAAGCACAUAAACCAGAUCAUCCCACUAGUGUGCAGAACGCAAAUUUUUAAUUUAUGUUUAUUUGCAUCUCAACUUGUGGAACCAAUUAUUUCAAUUUUGAAAAAUAAAACAUAAACUGUAAAGAAAUUGUAACAUUU
Messenger RNA from Drosophila erecta, 4462 nucleotides. It is a transcript of the gene SPoCk, whose product is annotated as calcium-transporting ATPase type 2C member 1. Gene Ontology annotation, biological process: intracellular calcium ion homeostasis; calcium ion transmembrane transport; manganese ion transport. Gene Ontology annotation, cellular component: plasma membrane; endoplasmic reticulum; Golgi membrane. The transcript is spliced from 5 exons. Gene Ontology annotation, molecular function: ATP hydrolysis activity; P-type calcium transporter activity; ATP binding. The record is from RefSeq and is a predicted model, not a curated record. Bases 938 to 3691 code for a protein of 917 amino acids. Lineage: Eukaryota; Metazoa; Arthropoda; Insecta; Diptera; Drosophilidae.